Drosophila bipectinata is the source of this 2882-nucleotide messenger RNA. RefSeq names its product rab11 family-interacting protein nuf (gene nuf). NCBI's taxonomy places the organism in Eukaryota, Metazoa, Arthropoda, Insecta, Diptera, Drosophilidae. The record is from RefSeq and is a predicted model, not a curated record. Gene Ontology annotation, cellular component: midbody; cleavage furrow; recycling endosome membrane. Gene Ontology annotation, biological process: regulation of cytokinesis; endocytic recycling.
AACAAAUCACAAAAUUUGAGAAAAAAGUAAAUCAUGAGUAGUCAACCUGCCAGCCAGCCCGAUAGCAUCGACUUAGCCUAUGAUAUGUGGGCGGGCCAAUUCGAGUUUGUCGGACCCACCAAUCAACAGAGUAACAAAAAUACCAACAACAACAACAAUAGCCACAACAACAAUCUGAACAACAAGUGUCGAAUCGGAGGACAACAGAACAGGAAGCUAUCAACGGAUAGCCUGGAGGACUUGAAUUUGAACUUCAAUACGAGUUCCUCACAAAAUCCGCUGAGUAACGCCUACAGUUUGGGAGUCACUGGCGGUGGAGAGUACUGUGGGUUUGGCAAGCACCAUCCGCCCAUCCUGAUCGACCAGGAGACCUUCCUCAGCCUGAAUCCGGCGGACUUUGAGGAUAUUGUGCCAUCCAAUUCGGAGCCCAAUUCGCUCGUCUUCAUCGAAAAUAAACUAGAGACCAACAACAAUAGCUUUGUGGAGUCCAACAACAAUAAUAAUAUCCACAACAAUAAUAACAACAAGAUCUAUAAUUUGGAAAAUUUGACAAGUAAAUUCAACAAUAAAACCAACAAUACAAAUACAAACGGCUUCAAGCUAGAGAAUCUGAAGAAUUUCAAAAAUAAGCUACUCUGUGAUUUCGAGGAUACCAACGGCACCGGAAACGGAAGUGGCAGUGCUGCCACCACCGGCGGAGGAUCAGGACCUGGGGGCAUCAUGAACGGAGCCCUCAGUGCCGAAAUGUGCGACAAUCUGAACGAGCAAUUGGAACUACUGCAGCGCAAGGUGGACGAUCUCUCGGAUACACAGAAUAUAGCUGAAGAUCGUACAACCCGCACCAAGACCGAGUAUGCAGUGCUUCAGGCGCGAUAUCACAUGCUGGAGGAGCAGUACCGAGAGUCGGAACUGCGUGCCGAAGAGCGUCUGGCUGAGGAGCAGAAACGGCAUCGCGAGAUCCUGGCCCGCGUGGAACGCGAAGCCUCGCUGCAGAACGAAAACUGUCAGAUGAAGAUCAAGGCCACCGAGAUGGAGGCGUCAGCCUUAAGGGACGAGGCGGCCCGACUGCGGGUACUCUGCGACAAGCAGGCCAAUGACCUCCAUCGCACCGAGGAGCAGCUGGAACUGGCCCGCGACCAAAUAGUCUCUCUGCAGCAGGAGCACGAGGAGCAGGAACAGGCCAUGCGCCGGCACGAGCAGGAAAAGAAGUCGGCCGAGGAGCUGAUGCUCGAGCUAAGUCGGGAACUGCAGCGAGCUCGCGAGGAGAGCGGUGCCCGGGCCAUGCCCACCACAUCACCGGAGAGCAUAAGACUGGAGGAGCUGCACCAGGAGCUCGAGGAAAUGCGCCAGAAGAAUCGAUCCCUCGAGGAGCAGAACGAGGAACUGCAGGCUACAAUGCUGACCAACCAGGCCACCAUGCUGACAAAUGGAGUGGAACAGGGUCGUCAUCUGCUGAAUGGCACCCUGAACAGCUUGGCCCAGGAACUGGAGGAGAUGUCACAAGCUCAGGAUUCUGUGGAUUCAGCCACAUUAGCAUCCUUAAGUCAGCUGCAACAGGCCUUCCAGGAAAAAGAGGACGAAAACGUUCGACUCAAGCACUAUAUAGACACCAUUCUACUCAACAUUGUGGAGAACUAUCCCCAGCUGUUGGAGGUGAAGCCUUUGGAGCGAAAGUGAAUCAUCAGUUGGAAGAACAAAGCAACCCCAUGGCACUGUGCCCCAAACAGUGCCCCAACCACCUAACUUUAAAAUAAAUAAACUAACUAAAACCUAUAUGUUAUGCUAACUUAAGCUACACCCUAUACAUGUAUUUAUGCCUAACUUAAGUCGUAACUUAUUUUAUAACAAUUUAUUGUAGUUUUUUAAAACCAAAAACAACACUGAAUGAGAACACAAAGAUUGCAUGUCUAAAAAAAAAAGAUGAAGAAAAAUCUUAAGUUUUGUUUGAAGAUAAUCCCAAUGUUUUGUAAAAAGAAAGCCAAAAUUUUGUAAAAGUUUCGUUAACCUAUAGAAUUGUAUAGAGCGUGUUGUUGAGCCCUAAAGAUAUUAUUAAUAGUUCAUAAGACCAUAAUAACUUGUUUAAUCUUAAAUGAAAUGAAGCCCAAUAAUUUAUUGAUCCAAUGACAAGUUGCGAUAAUUGCUUGAAAAAUCAAUUGAAAACAAUGUGUGUGUAUAGUAAGAAAUGAGAAACUUUUACGAGAUGUUAAUGUUUAAUAGGAGAUAUUUUCCAAUUUAGUUAAGUCUGGGCAACUGAGAAGGUUCUCUUCCAUUCUAUCCUGUUUUAGAUUUCUUCUAUAUUCUUUUAAAGCUCUUUCCAUCUAUUCUAAACUGUUUCUAUCUUCAUCAGUCUGCGCCUAUCUAGUUACAAAAAUCUAUCAAAAAAUUUGCGUUUAUGGUAUGGACAAUCCCAAGUGUAGGCGAACGUUUUGUUUGAAGUGAAGAGAAGCAAUUAUCAUAAGUAGGAGUUAUUCGAUCGAGCGCCUAUAUCAUAGCCCUCAAACCAUAUGUCAAUGUAUAGCACAGUUUAACCCACAAAACUUACUCUGCAUAUAUGUAACCCAACAUUUAAUGGACGUAAUGUGCAAAUCGUUUAGGGAUCGGCACAUGCAAAGGUCUCACCCCAAAGCGAUCCCUAAUAGUCUAGGCUACAGCUCUAUAAUAAUUAUUUUAACCCAGCUAAUAAUCGGAUUGAAUCGUUAAUCAAAAUUAAUUGCCUUAAAAAAAGUUUUAUAAAGUUUUAAGGCCUAGUUAACUUUAACAGAAAAGUCCAUAAUGUUUAUAGGCAUGCCGAUUAAUAUGGAAUUUUAAAUGUAAUUUACCAGAUGCAAGUCGCUGAACUUAAAUCAAAAUAAAAAGAGAAUAUUUUAUACAAAAAAUAAAAA